CUUCUCACCCAGAUGUACUUCGUUCAUUCAUUCUCAACAAUGGAGUCUGGAAUGCUUGCCGCCAUGGCUUUUGAUCGCUACGUGGCCAUCUGCAAUCCUCUGAGAUAUUCCACAACCCUGACAAACUCUACUGUGGCCAAGAUAGGCUUGGCCGUGGUGCUGCGUAGUGGCAUACUCACAUUACCCUAUCCCUUUCUGGUGAGGCGGUGGCCAUAUUGCAGAACCAACAUCAUCCCCCACUUCUAUUGUGGGCAUAUAGCCGUGGUGAAACUGGCCUGCGCUGACAUCCACAUCAAUAGUUACUAUGGACUUUUUAAUCUUUUCUCUGUGAUAGGAGUGGAUGUGUUUUUUAUCGCCGUGUCCUAUACUCUGAUCCUCCGGGCCAUCUUCCACCUCCCCACAAAGGAUGCCCGGCUCAAAACUUUUGGGACCUGCAUCUCUCAUCUUUGUGCCAUCUCAGCUUUGUACAUCCCAGAUUUAUUCUCCUCUCUCAUGCUGAGGUUUGGUCACAAUGUGCCACUGCAUGUCCUCAUUCUUAUUACCAGUGUGUACCAGCUGGUGCCCCCCAUGAUACACCCCAUCAUUUAUGGCAUGAAGACCAAACAGAUCUGGGACAGACUGCUCCAGCUCUUUACUCAUAAGGAUGACUAA
This is a messenger RNA of Mauremys mutica (yellowpond turtle), 651 nucleotides long. Its product is annotated as putative olfactory receptor 52P1. Gene Ontology annotation, molecular function: G protein-coupled receptor activity; olfactory receptor activity. The annotation marks the transcript as partial. The record is from RefSeq and is a predicted model, not a curated record. Gene Ontology annotation, biological process: G protein-coupled receptor signaling pathway. NCBI's taxonomy places the organism in Eukaryota, Metazoa, Chordata, Testudines, Geoemydidae. The transcript has a single exon. Gene Ontology annotation, cellular component: membrane.